CGCGGCCGACGUUCGCGGCGCUUCAUUGCGAAGCCGCUGGACGCACACCGAGCGUCGACACAUGUGCCACAAUCUUAUUCCGCGGUCAUCCGUGGUGGGAAAUCCGGCGCGGUGAUUGGCCAAUCCAAGAUCGCACCACCAACGGGACCGUCCAUUUUGCCUUUUCAACCACCAUGCUGCUUCCGAUCGCAACGACGUUGAACGAGGCGCCUCUGCGCGCGUGGAGUCUCCUCGGACCCGUCUACGUCCGCCUCUCUGCGCCAGAGCUGUCGAGUGCAGCGUUUUCACCGGCGCUUCUGGCGACAACGCGACUCUACGUCGGGCCAUUCUCGCCCGACGCCAUUGACGCGGCCGUCGUGUGGCUCGACCACGGCGCGCACAAGGCCGUGUUCCAUACCACAUACACAGCGCUCGUCAGCGGCGGCAUUGCAUUGGACCUGCCCGCGGACCGCGUCCUCCUCUCGGUGGCCGUCACCAGCGCCGACGUGGCGGCGCUCGCAACGACGCUGCCAGCCGUGACGGCCUUUGCCUCUGGUCUGCUCUUGCAGCUUCCAGCUGACGUGUCGCCCGAGGCGGUUUUGCCUUUGCGCAAGGCAUUGCCCGAAGGGUUCUUGAUCGCGGUCGACGCACCGGGUACAGCGAUCGCCACCGACGUCAAGCCGUUGCAUGCACAGCACUUGAGUCUGGCGGCGGUACCCAGCACCACCGACGUGGUCACCGACGCCUUUAUCCGGUGCCUCAAGAGCGACCGUCUAGAUGGACUCUUUACUACCGUCGUCACCGACGCGUCAGGCGUGGCGCUUGGCCUGGUCUACUCGAGCGCCGAGAGCAUUUUGGCGUCCGUCCAGCAGCGCCGUGGCAUCUACUACUCCCGGUCCCGAAAUGGACUCUGGCCCAAAGGCGACUCGUCCGGCCACGUCCAAGAGCUCAUCCAGCUGGACAUGGACUGCGACUCGGACGCGCUGCGGUUCACGGUCUUCCAGCACAGCCCGGCACGCGCAACGACGCCGGAUGCAGGCAGCUUUUGCCACCUCGAGACGCGCACGUGUUGGGGACCGGCGAUGGGCAUUCGCCACCUCCAGGCCACACUGCAGGACCGCAAGCAGUCGGCGCCGCCCGGCUCGUACACCAAGCGCCUCUUUGAUGACAUGACAUUGCUGCGCAAUAAGCUCGUUGAGGAAGCGCAGGAGCUCGCCGAGGCCACUGACGCCGUGCACGUGGCCGAAGAAGGUGCUGACGUCCUGUACUUUGCCAUGGCCCGCUGCGUCGCGGCCGGCGUGAGCUUCCAGGACAUUGAGCACCAGCUCAACAUGCGCGCACGCAAGCUCACGCGGCGACCGGGCAACGCCAAGGCGUACCGCAUUGACGCUGCAAACGCGAUUCUGGCCAAGGACCAGUAGCUCGUCGCUAGCUAGGAUGAUGACCAUCAAGACACGCGUAGAAUGCGCAUUGAUGGGCGCAGCCGCGCGAGUGACACUGCCGGGCGUGGCACCGCGCGUCGUCGCAUGUUGAAGUUAGGGCGCAAUCCGUGCCUGUGGCUGAUCCUGCCUGCCUCCAGCCGCCUGCCGAUCAGAUCGGCUGGUGUGUUAGAACCGUCGGCGUCGUUAUAACAUGUCGUGGUGCCGUUAGAUCCGC
This is a messenger RNA of Saprolegnia diclina VS20, 1635 nucleotides long. RefSeq lists its product as hypothetical. Gene Ontology annotation, molecular function: phosphoribosyl-ATP diphosphatase activity; phosphoribosyl-AMP cyclohydrolase activity. Gene Ontology annotation, biological process: L-histidine biosynthetic process. NCBI's taxonomy places the organism in Eukaryota, Oomycota, Saprolegniomycetes, Saprolegniales, Saprolegniaceae. The record is from RefSeq and is a predicted model, not a curated record. The transcript is spliced from 3 exons. The coding region runs from base 174 to 1400 and encodes 408 amino acids.